AAAAAACUUAAAAACUGUCACUGUCAAAGAAAAACGCUGCUGUUGGUUUGCUUUGUGCAACAAAUAUUUUAAAAUAAUUACUACAUUCCAUAGGAUUCGCGUCUUCUAUUCCUCCUAACCCUACUACAGAGACACCGUCCUAUAAAAAUGGAUCCGCAACCCCACGAAAUGAAAUCCUGUCCAUACAACAUGGCUCACCAAGUAGAACAUUAUAGGAUGCACAUACAUCUACAGAAGUGUCGGAAACAGCAUCCGAACAGCGGUAAAGUGACCUGUCCGUUUGAUGCUACUCAUGUUGUUAAUGAGGUUGAGUUGGAUUACCACGUGACCACCUGCCCAAAACGCCAUAUGCUGGACACCCAACUGUAUGUCAUGGACGACGACCAACGUCCUGUGGUGCCGGUCGUGUCGCAAUCCGCGAGAGACACCUCGGACGACUGGGAGGCUGAUUGUCACACAUCUUAUAAGCCGGAUUACUCCAAAAAGGGGGCCCACGUUAUUCAGAAAAUUAAGGGUGCUACCCCCUCUGAAAGACGUAAGGCUCGUAUGGAGAACAUCAGACAUUAUAGACCUUUAGAAUAAACUUAAUUUUGUAUAUUAACAAUAACGCUUUUUUCUGUAAAAUUUUGUAUUUUCUAUGACAAACGUCUGUUGAACUUUUUUGUACUAAGACUGACUUUGAAAAGUUUCUAAUCGUCCUUUUGACAGUUUAAAGAUGCCAGCAGGUCAACCUACCCGAAUCUGUCAAAUUUUACCAAUCGAACAUUAACCUUCUACUAUAUUGUGAUAAGGUUGGCACGUUAAACUGUAGGUCCCGGUUGUCAUUGAACAUCCUUGGCAGUCGUUACGGGUAGUCAGAAGCCAGUAAGUCUGACACCAGUCUAAUCAAGGGGUAUUGGGUUGCCCGGGUAACUGGGUUGCGGAGGUCAGAUAGGGCAGUUGCUCCUUGUAAAGCACUAGUACUCAGCUUCAUCCAGUUAGACUGGAAGCCGACACCAAUAUAGUUGGGAAAAGGCUCAGGGGAUGAUAUUGUGAUAUGGUUGAAAAUCUAUUGAAGACAUUUGACAGAUUGGGGCAUGUUGUCUGUACCUACAUUUAUUUUUUCUAUUAAGUUCUGAAUCUCUACCAUUUUGUUUUUUUUGUUUAAAAAAUAUAUUGUUUUGGCCUAAACUCCACCAGAGUGAAGAUACUAUAUUAAAAACAAAUAGGAUAUCUCCGCUUAUAUAUUUUGUUGUAAAGCUACGUAUAAUCAUCGGCAAGGAUAUUGAGCCCUGACCUUCACCUGCGCAGAAGUGAUUUAUUGGUUUAUUGCUUUAAGUGUACAGUGCGCAAAGCGAUCCCCACUCUUCCGCCGAGAGCUCAUUAUCCGUGCCGAUAACUAUACGAGAUUUUUAAAUAACGAAAUUCUAUUAGUUGUUUAAAAACAGUCUGCGCUUUCAAACACAAGUUUAUUUCUUUCUUUAAUCAUUAAAAACCAGUGAUUUUUGUUUUUAUUUUUUAGAAUAGUGGUCAGCUUAGACAAAAGUUAAUUUAGCCAAUGAGCCACUUUUCAUGUUUAAAUGUAUAUUUUUUUCCGGAUCAAUCGGAAAUUAUCUGAAUUAAUAAACGUAUAAUUAUAAUA
Molecule: messenger RNA, 1621 nt
Organism: Helicoverpa armigera (cotton bollworm)
Lineage: Eukaryota; Metazoa; Arthropoda; Insecta; Lepidoptera; Noctuidae
Gene: Gtsf1
Product: gametocyte-specific factor 1
Exons: 4
Coding region: 148-582 (144 amino acids)
Source: RefSeq, a predicted model, not a curated record